GGUAUAUCAGGAAAUAUAUAAAAUGCCAACAAGUACUUGCCCAUCUUAAAACGUUCUCUUUGUCUUUUGCAAUUACAUUAAAUUGUGGAAAGGUCAGAUCAUCAGUAGUUUACAUUGCAAGUGGGUGAGUGUUUUGAUUCGCCUUAAUGAUGGACUUCCUUUAAACGGCUAGAUGCCGUAUGUAGGUGAUGACUUAUUGCUUAGAAGGAAAAUGAAAUCAAUGAAGAGUGCACGAAUAAAUGAUUUAAUUAAUUACGCUUUGUUUAUUUCGUUAACGGUGGAUCUCUGGCAUAACCAAACCGUGAACGGUCAAAUCUGUGGACAUUCAACAAAUAUCAUCAAAACCUGCGGAGAGAAGCUGAUGAACGUCAGUGACGCGUCUCUUGAUUUCUAUACAGAUAAUCUCCAAACAGAUUGCCAUUGUUCGUUGAAAGCUAGUCGGAAUGGACACAUUCAAUUUCAAGUCCUGUCGCAUCCAAACAAGGAGAAUUGUUUUAGCCAAAUUAAUAUUCGAACUGCAUCCAUUUUGGGGGGAUCUCUUAUCUUUAUUAACUGUAAUUUGAUAAGUGAAAAAAUAAACGUACAGGGGGAUAGUGACGUCAUAUCGAUAUGGCUUUCCCAUUCCCGUAACAGAACACCAGUCAAGAACGGAUUUUUCUACUGCCUUAAUAUCUCAAGUAUCGAUCAUGAAAGCAAAUUAAAUUUACGUUGUGAUGAGAAAUCUAGUGCUAAAAAAGAAAUGAACGCACCCUCUUCCUCACAAGACACACCAUUCCUUCUGAUUGGGAUUCUUUGCGGAACAUUUCUCCUUGUUUCUGUGGCGAUUGUUAUUGUUAUUGUCGUCCUACGUCGCCGAAGGGCCAAACGGACCACCAUCCACGCAACACAGGGAACGGUUCAAUCAAACGAUGCACAAAAGACUAAUAAUCCUGAAGCAACAGAAGACGAAAAAGGAGAGGAAACGGGGCUAAAAGAAAACCCUUUGUAUCAAUCCGCAGAUAACUCUCAUUAUACAUACAUUGACUGUAACGACAUCACUAAAGGUGAUGACUUAUUGCUAAGAAGGAAAAUGAAUCCAAUAAAGAGUGCAGCAAUAUAUAAUUUAAUUAAUUACGUUUUAUUUAUCUCGUUAUCGGCGACUAUCUGGCACAAACAAACCGUGAACGGUCAAAUAUGUGGACCUUCAACAAAUAUCAUCAAAACCUGCGGACAGAAGCUGAUAAACGUCAGUGCCGCUUCUCUUGAUUUCUAUACAGAUAAUCUCCAAACAGAUUGCCAUUGUUCGUUGAAAGCUAGUCGGAAUGGACACAUUCAAUUUCAACUCCUGUCGGUUCCAAACCAGGAGAAUUGUUUUAGCCAAAUUAAUAUUCGAACAGCAUCCAUUUUGGGGGGAUCUCAUAUUUCUAUUAACUGUAAAUUGACGAGUGAAAAAAUAUCCGUACAGGGGGAUAGUGACGUCAUAUCGAUAUGGCUUUCCCAUUCCCGUAACAGUACACCAGUCAAGAAUGGAUUUUUCUACUGCCUUAAUAUCUCAAGUAUCGAUCAUGAAAGCAAAUUAAAUUUACGCUGUGAUGAGAAAUCUAGUGCUCAAAAGGAAAUAAACGCACCGUCUUCCUCACAAGGUAAGGAUGUACAUAGAAAAACCUGGAUUGGGCAGUAAGAAUGUAGACGACUGAAGACAGAGUCACGAUAAACGUUAUUAUACUGUACAUAUAUAAAUGGAUAAAAAACAUAUUGUAUAGAAUAUCAUAUAAGACAGUAUAAUCAAUUUGAAAUGAAACGCGACAAGGGUUGACCAAUUCCCCUCUUCAAAAACUAUUUUAAAGAGAGGUAUAAGCGUACAGUACAAUAAAUUGAUAUAUACAUGCAUCUGUUGAUAUACAAGAAAAAGCUGUUGAUGUCCAACUGUAAAAAUUCAAACUAGCAGGGACUGGGAAACAACAAAAAGUGAAUCAGACCCAUUUUUUACUCUCAUUCAAGUUCGACAAAUCGUACAUGUUAUCAUACACGCAAGUGAUAAUGAAACAAAAACGAUCUUCAUUCCGAAUCAAAAUAAAGGUUUGCGGUUUUUGUUUUCGUUGUAACAAAUGCAUAAGCGCUAUGUUAAUAUUGUAUAUGUAUUCAUUUCAUAUUGCAUUUUAGGUAUAAGAUACACACAUUGUUUUUAUCUCAUUACUAGUAUCAGUUCAAGUUCAGCGAUAUCACUGCGUAUACAGGUCAAGGCGAAGAUCUGAUAUCACUGAGCCCCGGAUCAGGGCGAUGACCUGAUAUCACUGCGCCUGUAGGUCAGGACAAGGAUCUGAUAUCACUGCGCCUGCAGGUCAGGGCAAGGAUCUGAUAUUGCCGAAUCUGAAGGGCAAUGGUCAGAUACAUUUAUCCCAAAUGAUAGUUAAUAACAGGAACAAUAUCAAAUCGAAAAUACAUUGAUAUGCUAACUGUAACUACUAUUUUACUAAAAUAACUUCGUAAUUACUCAUUUUACAAUCGUUUCAAUAUUUUUGCUUUCUCUUAAAGUAAUGCCAUACUCGCUAUACGUCACUUGCGAUUGUAAAAGACGGAACCAAUAUCGGUCAGUUUCACCAGUAACUGUUCUCAUUUUACCGUUUUUGACCGUGAUUGGUUUGAUUUAUACCGUGCAAAAAGCGUAUCCUGCAGUGAACUGUAGCUAAUGGCGCGGCAUAAACUUCAAGGAAAAUACUGUAAAGAAGCGAAACUUAAACGUCUAAACAAUUUAUCUCGGGCUAGAGACGCACGAUGGGAUAAGCAACACGCGGCAGACUCUUGCAACGCAACUAAAUUAACACCUAUAUCCAACUACGAUCAUACGUAUACCUGUACCGACGAUCUAAUCGUUUGUCAACAAACGGAGAUCGAACAGGAAGCAGACGACCAGGGAAAGGAAUCAGAUUUGCGAUGUGGACGUAGAAUAGUUGAGUUAGGUGGGUAAAAUUACACAUAGUAUGAUUAAA
Molecule: messenger RNA, 2969 nt
Organism: Ostrea edulis (European flat oyster)
Lineage: Eukaryota; Metazoa; Mollusca; Bivalvia; Ostreida; Ostreidae
Exons: 10
Coding region: 173-1660 (495 amino acids)
Source: RefSeq, a predicted model, not a curated record